Molecule: messenger RNA, 4356 nt
Organism: Panicum virgatum (switchgrass)
Lineage: Eukaryota; Viridiplantae; Streptophyta; Magnoliopsida; Poales; Poaceae
Product: glycerophosphodiester phosphodiesterase GDPDL7-like
Exons: 16
Coding region: 1854-4121 (755 amino acids)
Biological process (GO): lipid metabolic process
Molecular function (GO): glycerophosphodiester phosphodiesterase activity
Source: RefSeq, a predicted model, not a curated record
CCCUGGUCACCAUCUCCUCCGCCUCCGGGCGGCCCCGCCGCGGCGCCGUCCGGUGCGAGGUCGCCUCCUCCUCCGCGCCGUCGGCGGCUGGACCCCAGGCCGCCAAAUGGGCCCAGAGGACCGUCGUCCUCCCGCCGCAGCGCCGCGGCUGCCACCUCAUCACCCCCAAGAUUGUAAACGAGAUAAGGGAUGACCUGACCGAGUUCAAGUGUGGCAUGGCCCACCUAUUCUUGCAGCACACAAGCGCUUCUCUUACUAUCAAUGAAAAUUAUGAAUCUGAUGUCCAGGCAGACACUGAAACAUUUCUUAGUCGCAUUGUUCCAGAGGGUCCAUCUGCUCCAUGGAGGCACACCAUGGAAGGACCUGAUGACAUGCCAGCACAUAUUAAGUCAUCAAUGUUUGGUUGUUCCUUGACGAUUCCAAUCACCAAUGGGUGUCUCAACAUGGGAACUUGGCAGGCUCCUAGGAAAUGCCAAUUUUUUUCUUUGGCUUGGUUGGACAGCUCGAAGGGGGUUGCCGCAUCCUGAAUGCUGCCAAUCUGUGAUCAAAUGACACAAAUAUUCAGCAUAUUAUGACGUCAUGUGUCUUCUCAAAAGUCAAAACAUGUUUUUCCUCUUGUUUAGGUGGUUUUGCCUACCGGACUUGUCGCCACAAUCUGAUGACAUAGUGUAUUUGGUGUUUGAAGAUUAGUGGCAUGGUUGACAUUCCGUUGAAGCCUGGGCUAAACUCACUGAUUUUUCUAGGAGCUUGGUUGAUCUGGAAUCAAAGAAGUGACUGUGACUGUGUUUUCAGUGGUGAUGUGCCUAGCCUUCAAACGGUUUUCAGCAUCGCCUGCAAAGAAGGUCGCCUCUGGGGCUUGGCUGGGGUUAAAGGUUUAUUGCAGAUAGCUGCGACUGGCCCUUAGCUUAGUGUUGUUUCUGUAGGUAAUUUGUUAUGUUUCUGUGGUGCGAAUGUAAUCUGUUACUCUGUUAGGAUGUGUUGACUUCAAUACUUUCUUCUUCUAAAUGCAGUGUUCUAGGAAAAAAAACACUUCCACUGAUUUUUUAAUUUAAUCGGUAUACAAGUACUUAAGGAAUAAAAUAAGGAGAAAAUGAUGGCCUGAUACAAUACAAACGUUAGAACAAUAACCAACAUGUUUCCAAUGCUGUACAGCUGUGAUCUAUUGAUUUCUCCAUGUAUUGUUGCUAGCAGUGAUACAGAUCCAUGGGAGGCAGCCCUGGAGUGUGACAGUUGAUGAGCUGUAACCAUGUAGCUCACUGCUGGAGGAAAUUUGGCUGAAAGCAAUAGAGACAUUGGUGACACGAUGGGUGCAAUAUUCUAAAAAAAGGACGUACCCAGUGCCGUAGGCUCCCGCACUGUGCGGGGUCUGGGGGAGGUUAUUAGCGGGAGGUCUUUCCCACACACCGUGCAAUAUGUAGAGACCACCGCUCGAACCUGUGACCUCUCGGUUCACAGGCGGCAAGCACUACCACUUGCACCAGGCCGCCCUUUUUAAAAUUUAGCAAAAUUCAUCUGAUUACCCAUCUACUAGUAGUAGUUAUGUACUUCUAGGUCUUCUUGUCCUGGUCAUGCGGACAGGUAUGGCCACCUAUUUUUUGUAGACAUUUCCUGUUUUCAGAAAACUGGGAGGGAGUAACAAGGAUGAUGGCUAUUGAGCCGUGAUCCAGGCCAUCACAAUGGGGAUGUCACGACCAAGGCCAGUAACAGCAGGCUGACAGUUGAUCCUGUUCAGGAGGAGCAUGGCAGUGGCAGCCAUCUUGACAGAUCCUGGCGGCUGAUGUGGAAGAUACAAAAUAUUGAGGGUGCUAAAGAAUCAUUCAAACCAUAUAUUGAGGGUGCCCUUCCGAAACCAAAUGGGAGUAAGAUAUUCUCAUAUGUUUCUUAUCCUGCUAUUGCUUCACGGAGCUAAUGCUGCUUUGAAGGACCCAGUACAGAAAUGGCGGACUCUAAGUGGUGCUCCUCCAUUAGUCAUAGCUCGUGGUGGGUACUCUGGGUUGUUCCCUGAUUCAAGCCAAUCUGCGUACCAGUUUGCCCUGGUGAAUAGUCUUCCUGAAGCUGUUCUUUUCUGUGAUCUGCAACUUUCUAGUGACAAUGUUGGAUUCUGCAUGACUGGCUUGGCACUUGACAACUCAACUCUAAUAGCUGAGGUCUUCCCUAAGAAUGCCAAGACAUACAAAGUGAAUGGAGAAGCUCUGCAUGGAUGGUUUUCAGUCGACUUCACUUCAAAUCAGUUAACGGACAAUGUUACAUUGAUCCAGAAUGUUCUGUCUCGCCCGAGCGUAUUUGAUGGCACCAUGGGAAUGAACCUUGUUGAUGAUGUAGUAGGACUCAACCCUGCUCAACUUUGGAUUAAUGUACAGUAUGGCCAGUUCUUCCUAGAUCACAAAUUAAAUAUCGUAGAAUAUAUAUCAUCUAAAGUGAAAGAAUUUGGGGUCAAUUAUGUCUCCUCACCUGAAGUUGGAUUCCUUAAAAGCCUUGGUGGGAAGCUGAGGAAGAGCAAUGUGAAGCUCAUUUUACGGUUUCUUGAUGAGAAACUCAUCGAACCUUCCACAAAACAAACCUAUGGAGCCAUUCUAAAGGACUUGAAAUCAGUCAAGACUUUUGCCUCUGGAAUUCUCGUCCCCAAGAAUUACAUUUGGCCUGUGAACAAGGAUCAGUACUUGCAGCCAGCUACUACUUUGGUGAAAGAUGCUCAUGCCCUAGGCUUGGAGGUCUAUGCAUUUAAGUUUGCCAAUGAUUUCAUCUCAAGUUACAACUACAGCUAUGAUCCUAGUGCCGAGUAUUUGCAGUUUAUUGAUAAUUCUGACUUCUCUGUUGAUGGUGUCCUCACGGACUUCCCGUCCACAGCUUCAGCAGCCAUUGCCUGUUUAGCACAUACUAAGGACAACCCUCUUCCUCCUCCCAGAAAUGAUACCAGGCCACUGAUCAUCACCCACAAUGGUGCAAGUGGCAUCUUCCCUGGUGCCUCUGACCUUGCAUAUCGACAAGCAGUGGAAGAUGGCACAGAUAUAAUCGACUGUUCAGUACAGAUGUCGAAGGAUGCUGUGCCAUUUUGCAUGGACUCUCCAGAUCUUACAAAAGGCACAACAGCGGCAACAAUGUUCACGACAAAAGUUGCCAAUGUGAAUGAAAUACAGAACGGGUCUGGCAUCUUCUCAUUUGAUCUUUCAUGGAGUGAGAUCCAAACCCUAAAGCCUGACCUUGUUGGCCCGUUCAAUCAAGAAGGACUAAAAAGAAAUCCAGCAGCAAAGAACAGUGGGAAACUCAUGGCAUUAGCUGAUUUCCUGGCCUUCUCAAAGAGAAGUAACGUCUCUGGCAUACUAGUUGACAUUCGUAACGCUCCAUACCUAGCAACCAGAGGCAUGGGCAUUGUGGAGGCUGUUUCCAGUGCACUCGUCAAUGCCAGCUACGACAAAGAGACCAGGCAGCAGGUCCUCAUUGCGUCCGACAACUCCGCCGUGCUUGUAGCAUUCAGUAAGUUCCCAGGGUUCAAGCGGGUACUCCAGAUCAGCCACAUGAUCAGCGACGCCUCCAAGCAGUCUGUGGAGGAGGUGGCCAAAUUUGCGGACGCUGUGUCCAUCAGCCGUGGCUCAGUUGUCGAGGCACAAGGGUCAUUCCUUGUGCGGUUCACUGAUGUGAUCAACAAGAUGCACAGCGCAAACCUGUCAGUGUACAUCGGGGUGCUCAGGGACGAGUUCAUGAACCUUGCAUUCGACUUCUGCGCUAACCCAAUGGCGGAGAUCGUGCUGUACUCAUCUCUGAUGGCUGAUGGGAUCGUGACCGAGUUCCCUGCGACGGCAGCCGAGUACUUCAGGAGCCCAUGCAGUGACUUCAGCAAGAAUCUGACCUACACUGUCAUGCCUCCAAGACCCGGGUCUUUGCUCAACGUGACAGACCCCCAUGCACUGCCACCGGCGCAGGGUCCGGUGCCGGUGCUAGAACCUGCCGACGUCGUGGAUCCGCCGCUGCCGCCGGUAACCAUCGGUGGUCAUGGAGCUGCACCGUCUUCAAAUGAUUCCAGCACUAAGAGCGGCGCCACGGCGGCCGGCGCCAGCUCUGGCCUUUGCUUGUUGGUAGCUGGACUCGCUGCGCUCUUGGCAGUGAGCUCUCGGCGACCCUGAAGCCUGGGGUGCAGGAAUUGUACCGUGGGUUUGUUUGGAUAUUUUUAUGUUGCCGUCAGAGCUGUUUCGUUCUGCGAGAUAAUGUAAUUUAAGCAGGUGACAUUAUAUAGAUAGACACAGAGAUUAGACAACCUCUUAAUUUUGCAUUUAGAGAUUGGACAUUAUAUGCUAGACUUUUUCUUCGAAUCAUAGAUGCAAACACUCGUGCGCACGCGCGAGAGCACCCUUAUCCUAA